This is a messenger RNA of Benincasa hispida (wax gourd), 1751 nucleotides long. RefSeq names its product hydroxyproline O-arabinosyltransferase RDN2-like. The record is from RefSeq and is a predicted model, not a curated record. Lineage: Eukaryota; Viridiplantae; Streptophyta; Magnoliopsida; Cucurbitales; Cucurbitaceae. Gene Ontology annotation, molecular function: glycosyltransferase activity.
UACUCAAAAGGCAACUAAUCAACGUUCACGAAGACUGUCCUCACCGUAACACAACACCCAUUUUUCAGAUCUCUCAGUUUGUUCUCGAUUCCAACACGACACCCAUUUCUUUCCAUCGUUUUCUUCUUCCCCGACUGCCUGAUGUUCAAGUGAAAUGAACUUCUGUGGCAAUCAAACUCUUCUUCUCAAGUUAUAUACUGUAAAAGUGGUCCGACAUAUUGCUUCUGGUGCUUGUAUUUGAAAGAGAAACGUAAAGGUUUCAUGGAUUAUUUGUGGUCUCCUACGCUACUUUAAAUCAGGAAACUCAUCCUAUAAUGAAUUUUGAAAGUCCUUGAUUUGGAUCUCACAAAUAGCUACUAUGAUUGGGAGGAAGAACGCUGGACAGGCUUCCCCUCUGUUUCUGGUUCUCUUGGCUCUUACUUUCUGCUUUGUAACUUAUAAUUUGGUGACGGCUAUUAUUCAGUAUGGAUCUGUGGGAAGGGAAGUUGGACAUAACUCCUACAACCGAUUAUCGACUGACCCCAUCAUUGAAAUGCCGGAGAAUGUGAAAAGAAAGAAGACGAAGUCACCUUUCCAUGUUGCUUUGACAGCGACUGACGCCCCUUACAGCAAAUGGCAAUGUCGUAUUAUGUAUUACUGGUACAAGCAGAAGAAAAAUUUGCCUCAAUCUGAGAUGGGAGGGUUCACUCGUAUUUUACACUCGGGAAAACCAGAUAACUUAAUGGAUGAGAUUCCUACUAUGGUGGUGGAUCCUCUUCCUGCUGGUAUGGACCGGGGCUACAUCGUCUUAAACAGACCGUGGGCCUUUGUGCAGUGGCUGGAAAAGGCUACAAUAGAGGAAGAAUAUAUACUAAUGGCAGAACCAGAUCAUAUAUUUGUUAAUCCGCUUCCUAAUUUAUCUGAUGGAGGUUAUCCAGCUGCCUUCCCAUUUUUCUACAUCAAACCUGAUCAAAAUGAAAAAGUUUUGAGAAAGUUUUUCCCCAAGGAAUAUGGCCCCGUAACCAAUAUUGAUCCGACUGGCAACUCCCCUGUAAUUAUUAGGAAGGAUUUGAUUGAAAAGAUUGCUCCUACCUGGAUGAAUGUUUCAUUGAAGAUGAAAGAGGAUCCAGAGACGGAUAAAGUUUUUGGAUGGGUGCUAGAAAUGUAUGCUUAUGCAGUUGCUUCGGCUUUGCACGGCGUGCAACAUGUACUUCGGAAAGAUUUUAUGUUGCAGCCACCAUGGGACUUGGACAUAGGUAAAAAGUUCAUUAUACAUUAUACUUAUGGAUGCGACUACAACUUAAAGGGGGAAUUGACAUAUGGCAAAAUUGGUGAAUGGCGAUUCGACAAGAGAUCGCAUUUACGUGGACCUCCACCGAAAAACAUACCUUUACCCCCUCCAGGAGUUCCUGAAAGUGUGGUAACCUUGGUAAAGAUGGUGAAUGAAGCAACUGCUAACCUUCCCAACUGGGAGGCAACAUAGUUAUAUAAAAUGUCAUAUUUGAUGUGUUCAAAAGGCCUGUGCUCUAAAAUUCAUGUCCUGUCUUUUCAAUCACAUCUCACGAACUUCAGAAUAUACAAAUCCCAGCUUGGUUUUGAACCCUUUUUUUUAGGGAUUUUAGAGAGGGGGGAAUAGUAAAAAGAAUUAUUUUGUUAUAGAAACCAACUGAAUCAAUUUCUUAGUUUUCUCUUGUUCUAAACCUCUCCUUUUUUAAAAGAAAAGAAAAAUUACUUAUUUACGGAGCAGUUGAAUUUGUGGGUUCUAAGUUGAA